Molecule: messenger RNA, 1248 nt
Organism: Morchella importuna
Lineage: Eukaryota; Fungi; Ascomycota; Pezizomycetes; Pezizales; Morchellaceae
Exons: 5
Coding region: 1-1248 (415 amino acids)
Molecular function (GO): hydrolase activity, hydrolyzing O-glycosyl compounds
Source: RefSeq, a predicted model, not a curated record
AUGCAGUUCACCCCCAGCACCCUCCUAUCCCUGCUCCUCAUCGCCUCUGCCGGCGUUGUCGACGCCAGCCCAAAGCCAAAGGUGCCCAAAGGCUUCGUAACCACCAACGGGCCCAAGUUCCAGCUCGACGGCAAAGACUUCUACUUUGCGGGUACUAACGCUUACUACCUUCCCUUCCUCAACAAUGCAACAGAUGUAUACCGCGGUCUGAAGGCGGCCAAGGAGGCGGGACUGAAGGUGGUGCGGACGUGGGGAUUCUAUGACAAGAAUGCGACGUUUGACCCGCUGGGGCUGCCACAGUAUGGUGGCGAGGGUGCGGGCCCUUCGGAGGUGUAUUUCAGGAAGUGGACUAAUGGGACUGCUGAGAUCAACUACGGCCCCACCGGCCUCCAAGCAUUCGACGGCGUCGUCAGCGCCGCCGAAAAGCUCGGCAUCAAGCUCGUCGUCCCCCUCACCAACAACUGGGCCGACUACGGCGGUAUGGACGUCUCGACCACCAACCUCGGCGGCAAGUACCACGACGACUUCUACCACGUCCCGCGCAUCGUCGCCUCCUACAAAGACUACGUCAAGGCCUUCGUCUCGCGCUACAAGUCCUCCCCCGCCAUCAUGGCCUGGCAGCUCGCCAACGAGCCGCGCUGCGGUGCCGACGGUGUCCGAAACCUCCCCCGAUCUGAGGCGUGUGACUCCGCGAUGAUGACCAGCUGGGUUAAGGAUAUCUCGGCGUUUAUUAAGAAGGUGGAUCCGUACCAUCUGGUGACGACGGGGGGUGAGGGCGAGUUUAACUUUCCCGAUAAUGAGGAUUGGGCGUAUUCGUCGGGGGAUGGGGGCGACUUUUAUGAGGAGCUGGAGGUGGACACGAUUGAUUAUGGCACGUUCCAUCUGUACCCGGAUUGGUGGAGCAAGACCUCUGCGUGGGGAACACAAUGGAUCAAAGACCACGGUACCGCCCAAAACAAAGUCGGCAAGCCCGUCGUCUUUGAAGAAUACGGCUGGCUCACCGACGCUGCCCGUCUCUCCAACCUCGGCACCGUGUCCAACGAGACAAGGCUCGAGGUCCUCGGGGAGUGGCAACAGGCAAGCAUCGACUCCAAGCUUGCCGGCGACCAGUUCUGGCAGUAUGGAUGGAGCGGGUGGGCGACUGGGCGUAACCAUGAUGACGGGUUCACAAUUUACCUGGACGAUGCGGAGGCGAAGCAGUUGGUGUAUGAUCAUGCCAAGAAGGUGGAGAAGCUUAAUAAGAAAUAG